This is a messenger RNA of Solenopsis invicta (red fire ant), 1508 nucleotides long. Its product is annotated as nucleolar protein 12. Gene Ontology annotation, biological process: regulation of transcription by RNA polymerase II. NCBI's taxonomy places the organism in Eukaryota, Metazoa, Arthropoda, Insecta, Hymenoptera, Formicidae. The record is from RefSeq and is a predicted model, not a curated record. Gene Ontology annotation, molecular function: DNA binding. The transcript has 2 exons. Gene Ontology annotation, cellular component: nucleus; transcription regulator complex. The coding region runs from base 528 to 1364 and encodes 278 amino acids.
UUUUAUUGACAUCAUUGUCAUAAAUAUUUUUUAGCACCAUUAUUAAAUUAAUUAUCAAUUUAAUAUUGAGGUGGUACUGUGCUCGUUCAACGUACAAUAGCGUUUCAAGACCGAAAAUUUAUUCGGCGCUCAGUUUAAUUAAUUUGACAACAUAUAUAAAAGCACGUAAUAAAUAUUCAGCUAUGACUGAAUGAAGAUCGAUUCAGACAAUACGACACCGGCGAAAAUUCUCACAAAGAAUGUUUUGCCGGUGUUGGUGAUGAUCUGCCAGAUUGAAUCGGUAAAGUAUAGUAUAAGAGAACUGCAAGCAUCAAUGUUCAAAUCGCGCGCUCGAGUGUAGUAUCUCUACUAAUAGAGAGAGACGUAAGUCGAUAGAUGACGAAUGUUGAGUGCGAUCGGGAGGAUUCCUCAGGCGGCGACCGUACCUCGUGAUGUAUAGUGGUGUACAGUGUGUAGACGGAACAAUAGUGUACAUCUCCUCUUUUUCCGUAAAAAAGCCUCUUUCCCCUUACAGAACGUAAAAAGAGAUGGAUAAAGAAAAAUUAAUUGAAUACGUUAAAACCUUUCCAUAUUUAUAUGAUGACAGUCAUCCAAAUUACUACAAUUAUUUAGUAAAAGUAAAUACUUGGGAAGAAAUUGCAGAUAAAAUGCAGUCAUCGGCUCUUAAUUGUAAACAAACAUGGAAGACUCUUAAAGAUUCUUACAGAAGAUAUUUAAAAAAUAGGCGUGAUUCAGAAAGUGAACAGCCUGCUUCAAAAAUUAGGAAAUUUAAAUUUAUGGAUGAGCUGUCGUUUUUACUACCAUUCAUGCAACAAGCUACAUGCAGUAAUUGGAAAGAUAUCAAUGAUGAUAAUGGCGAAAAUAAAUCGGAUGAAGUCGAAUAUGAUGAUAAAAAAGAUGACGAUCACGAUGACAAAAGAGAUAAGCGAUUCGAUAAAAAUGACGAGAAUGAUGAUACGAGUGAGGAGGAAUUAUAUUCUGAUAAUACGAGUGAGGAGGAAUCAUGUCUUGAAACUGUAAAAAAGGAAAACCGAGAAGAAAUCAACCCAACAAUUACACAACAAACACCAAAAACACAAUUAAAAAUAGCAAAGGAACGUACUCAGCACAAUAAAGAAAAAUAUGCUAGAAAGCGAGAAAUUUUAGCGAAAGAACGAUAUGAAAAAUCGAUAGACGCGUUCUUCAUUGGUGUGGCACCAACAGUAAAGAAUUUGUCUCCCUAUUAUCAAAACCUAGCUAAAAAACAAAUAUCCUCCAUCAUAUUUGAUCUUGAAGAGAAGCACAUUAAACAAUCUAAACCGUCUGAACAAGGAAAAAGAUUUGUCAGGCAUGGACUGCAUAAAAACAUUACCAUCAAAAAGUAAUGCCUUAUUGAAACGUAACGAUUACUUUUUUUAUUACUUUUUGCUAUAGUAAGUCGUUAGAUUUUAAAAUUACAUUAUUUUAUAAUUAAUGCUAAAAGUAAUGAAUAAAUAAUGUAAUCAAGUAAUAAAUAUUAAAAUUUGAAA